AUGGCGUUCUAUCAUACUUUUACCAUUCUAUCAACUAUGCUAUCUAUUACAAUCAAAAUCUAUAAAUUACAUCAUUCUCCGCAAUUUUUUUUUCUCUCUCUUUUGUUAUCUCUUUUUCUUUUUUGUCGAAUACAUCAAGAUAUGAUCAAUUUUUUUAAGGGUCACCCUACAAGGGAAUUGCUUCCUGCAAAAGUGAUUGCCGAAUCAUACAAGCGAGUGUUGUUGGAUUCAAACUAUUUAUCCUAUGAUACCGAUCCACUAAACCAACAUCCAUUACAAUAUGGAACAGAUCCAGGUAACUUGGAAAUUAGAAAAACUGUGGCCCAGUGGGUUGAUAGGAAAUUUGGUAUCCAAGGGUCGGAUCCUGACUGUAUCAAUUUAACUGCAGGUGCUUCAUAUGGUGUGGGAAAUAUUCUUGCUUCGGUCACAUCCCCAGAAAUUACCCAAAGAGCAUUUAUAGUCACCCCAACUUAUUUUUUGAUCAACAGUUCCUUUCUCGACGUGGGGUUUGAAGGAAAGAUGACAGCCAUCGAAGAAACACCCAACGGAGAGUACACUAUUGAUGUUGAACAUCUCGAGAAAGCAUUAAUUAAAUAUUCACAAGGGUUAGAACCUGUUCAUGAUGAUAUCAAUAUCAAGAUUGAUCCCGUGAGAGGGAAAAGAAAAUUUUACAGAUUUGUCAUGUACUUGGUACCAACUUUCUCGAAUCCAGGUGGUUUAACCUAUUCAUUGCAGACUAGGUAUAAAUUGUUGGAAUUAGCAAGAAAGUACGACAUGUUGCUUAUUAGUGAUGAUGUUUAUGAAUUUUUGGAUUACACAGACGCUAAAAAUCCUAUCGCCAGAUUCAACCAGUUAGAUAAAGCCACAGUGACCAGUUCCUAUGGAAAUACCAUUUCCAAUGCCACAUUCUCCAAAAUUAUUGCUCCGGGUUUACGAGUUGGUUGGCAAGAAAGCGCUACACCAAAAUUGGUUCAACAAUUGGCGGUGACAGGAAGCAAUCGUUCAGGUGGAACACCAAACCAGUUAUCGACCUUUGUGGUUGCUGACUUGAUAAACUCUGGUGAAAUAGACAAGAUCAUUGAGAGCUUUAAAAAAGUCUACAGUGAAAGAGUUAGAGUAUUGAAAGAAAGUAUUGCGAAGUAUUUACCUGCAGAUACAAAGGUAUAUGGAGGAGAAGGUGGAUACUUUGUCUGGGUAGUUACUCCUAAUGCCAAUGCAUACGAAACUGUUACUGAAUUGGCUAAACAUGGCGUUGUUCUUGCUGGUGGUGAAAACUUUGAAGUAUCUGGGGACACAAGAAGCUGGGGACAACACUGUGUCAGAUUAUCCAUUAGUUACUUAACCAAGGAAGAAAUAGAAAAAGGUGUUAAACUCUGGGGUGAAUUCUUAAAAUAG
Candida tropicalis MYA-3404 is the source of this 1395-nucleotide messenger RNA. RefSeq names its product 2-aminoadipate transaminase. Gene Ontology annotation, molecular function: L-2-aminoadipate:2-oxoglutarate transaminase activity; pyridoxal phosphate binding. NCBI's taxonomy places the organism in Eukaryota, Fungi, Ascomycota, Pichiomycetes, Serinales, Debaryomycetaceae. The coding region runs from base 1 to 1395 and encodes 464 amino acids. The transcript has a single exon. Gene Ontology annotation, biological process: biosynthetic process. The record is from RefSeq and is a predicted model, not a curated record.